GUGCUUUGUGCAUGUGGUAUCAUGGUCGUGUGAAUAUGAUAUUUUGUGGCGCCGCGAUAGAAAUCGCCAUCUGGUAGUGGAAGAAACUCGCUACUUAUCACCACAUCAUCAGCGUUUUCAUCUUUGUCCUUUUCCGCUGCAUUUUCACCAGACAUCCCCUUACAAAUUGAAGGUACCAGAGGACCAUAGAUGAGUUAGAAAUCAGUGGAACAAUCAGCUCGAAUUGGAAGUAGAGUGAGAGUGUAUGGAGACACCUGGCCAGAGCAGAGAAAUCUGAGCGUAGUUACACUUGCCAGACCCGCCAAGAGUAGCGGCCUACUACUAGUGCACUGAGCCCUUCACGCUCCAGCUAGUAAUAUUAUUACAGCACGGCUAAACCAAUUAUUGAAUCAAUUUGAACCGAUGACUUGAAGGAUAGUAUGCUGUAGCAUGUGAAGGAGACAAGAUGGGUUGCUGCCAGAGCUGCUGUCGAAAGAAGGCGCGUCCGCCUUCUACCGAGAUCGGGAACUUCCUCUACCCAGAGAUUCCCGAUGCUGGGGGCCAUCCAUUCACAGAAAUCAAGGAAGAGCCGUCAUCAUGCGAGGAUAUCAUCCGAUCCUCGCCGGUGCCUCCUCCGGCACCAAACGGACAUCGACAAGACAUGACCCCGAUCAAUAACUUGUCCUUUGUGAUCAGGAGAACUCCUGGGUCGACGCUGUCCUUGUCCAAGAGGCUUUCCAUGGCAGGGAACUUCUACCGCUUGAGCCGCUACGGAAGCCAGUUCAGCCUUGCGGACAGCUUCAAGACAGAUGGAAGCACCUGGACAGUCACGUCAUCUGUCUUUGAACAGAAGGAGGUGGAUGAUCCGAAUUACGCAGCGGACGUGCUCAACAAACUCAAUGAAUUCCGAUUAGAGGACAGAUUCACAGACUUCGACAUAUUUGUAGGAAAUACGCAAUUUAGAUGUCACAAAGUAGUCCUAGCUGCAACUAGCAGAUUCUUUGCCCAUAAUCUAGCAGAUGAAGUGACAGAGGAAGGAGAUCGCAUUGCCAAAGAUGAACUAGUCAUUGAUGCCGUUGAGCCAUUCAUUGUGCGGUUGUUGCUCGAUUACAUCUACUCGGCCAAGCUCAUAAUCAGCAAUGAGAACGCAACAAAGCUACUUGCCGCGUCGAGGCAGUUCCACAUGCACUCGUCAGAGCAGGCGUGCCUUGAGUUCCUUGAGAGGCAAGACAAUAGGAGGCGUGAGUCCGCCAACGACCUUGCAAAGCUCGCUACCGAAUACACCUUUGAACAACCCUACCAUGUCAACGAAAUCCUCCUCGGGCUAAACGACCAAAGACACGAUGGCAAAUUCGUGGACGUUAGACUGUGUGUGGAGAAGGAGGAACUUCAGUGCCAUCGGGUUGUCAUAGCAACCAUCGAUGAAGUGAUGGAGAGGAGGAUGUUACAGACUGGGGAGUCGGGGAAAGUGACCAUUGAGGACAUUACCCCGUCGGUCCUGAGGAUGAUUGUCAAUUACACCUACACAUCUCGUUUGGAGAUAUUUGAAGAGAAUGCCAGAGAGGCCCUGCAGUUGGCGUCCAUGAUGAAGCACUCCUCGGCCAUUCAGAAGUGCAGUGAUUUCCUGAGAGGGAUGCUAGAUCCUGCAAACUGCCUUGAGAUCCAGAGAACAGCCUAUGAGAAUCCCAGCUGUGAACAGCUCCAUAAGGCUGCCACAAAAUAUGCCUUGAAGUGCUUCCCAGAGGUGAUCAAGCAGGAUCAGUUCCUUCAGCUAUCUCCUGAGGAAGUCCUGGAUUACCUGGGAGAUGACAACCUCAACCUGAGAUCUGAAGAAGAUGCCUUUGACGCCUUGAUGAAAUGGGUCAAGUACAAGGAAGACGAAAGAGCCGGGUACCUCUCAGACAUGCUCAUGUGUAUCCGCCUCCCCUACAUCCCUCCAGAUAUGCUCCGGGAUAAAAUCAAGAUGGCUCCGCUGAUCCGAGACAACGAGGGUUGCCAGUUCCUGAUCCUGGAGGCUAUGGAGAUGCAGCAGAUCAUACGCGAGGGCAGGAACAGCGGGGAACCUCGAAUGAAACCCAGGAGGGCCUUUUCCGACGUGACCUUUGUCGUCGGUGGGCGCAACAAGCAGCAGACUUGGAUCAGAGACACAUGCUACUAUGACAGUGUCAGACGCAAGUGGUACCCACUUGCGCAGUAUCCUGGGAACACUACUGAAUACCGUGUGGUUGCUCACAGCAAUGAUGUGUAUGUAAUAGGUGGACGCAAUGAGGGAAAGUUAAUCACUGGUGACACCUGGAGGUAUAACUCGCUGUUCAAUGAAUGGUCACAAUGCAGCGGGCUUGUUGUUCCCCGACUCUGCCAGGGACUCGGCGUCGUCCAAGACCGGAUAUACGCUGUUGGUGGCCGUCUGGACUCCUCCAACGAACCCCUUCGUGAAGUCGAACGAUACAAUCGGCGGUCCAACCAGUGGAAGCAGACAGAGUCUAUGACGUAUGGAGUCGUUGAUCCAGUCGUGACUGCCCAUAGUCGGCGUCUCUACGUCAUUGGAGGACACAUGGAGGACACGAACGAUAUCCUGGUGCAAUGCUUUCAUGUGGACAAAAGUUGUUGGACAAUCAUUAAAGAUCUAUCCUUGCCUUGUGAACCAAGGGUUGGAGCCACUCUGAAGAGCAAGAUAUAUCUAGUAGGAGGGAGGACUGAGUACAAAGUACAGGUUUACAGUCCGCACAAAGGGGAAGUAAACACGAUAGCCGAGAUGCAGCACGCAGAUGGCCACGCGAGGGAGCUAUACUCCAUGACGGUCACCAACAAGAAGAUCGACGUCAUCGGUGGUCAGUGGACGGUGGGGGACGAGGACGAUGCCUUGACCAUCUCGACCAACAGCGUAGAGCAGUUUGACCCUCAGACCAACGAGUGGACGGUCCUGGGUCCGAUGCCGAGAGCCCUGACCUACCAUGGUUGUGUGACCAUCAAGAAGUACAUCGGCCUACAGAAGUCCCUCCUUACCUGGGUACCUAAGACUGGUUUCCAUCAUGGAAGAUGAACAAACUACAAGUAGAGAAUGAGAAUCAUUCUUGUCUGCUAAGAGCUAUAAGGGCAUUUACUUUAUUGAAGUGUAUAGGAGUUAAGACCCUUCUGUCUCUCAACUGAUGUGUUGUAAGAUUUUGGGUGUUUUAAUCGUUUAGACAUCGAAUUGUAGCUGUCCAUAAUGGCAAAUGAGCAAACUAUGAGUAGAGAAUGAGGAUCAUUCUUGUCUGCUAAGAGCUAUAAGGACAUUUACUUCAUUGAAAGUAUAGGAGUUAAGACCCUUCUGUCUCUCAGCUGAUGUGUUGCAAGAUUUUGGGUGUUUUUAUUCUUCAGACAUCGAAUUGUAGCAGUCCAUAAUGACAGGUGAACAAACAUUCUCAACCAGUAGAACCUAAAGAAUAUUUGUGAUUGUUCAGAGCCAGAAAGGCAGUAACUUUAUGGAAAUCCAGAGUGUAUAUGAGUUAAUGCCUUUCUGUCUCUCAACCGAUGUUAUACCAGAUUUUGAUACUUUCUUUCAUUCAGACAUCGACUUGAAGCAGGCCGCAAUGGCAGAUGAACAAAAAACUCUCUCAACGAUUAGCACAUGCAAAAUAUAUGAAUUAAUGCCUUUCAAGCACUCAACUGAUGUUAUACCAAAUUUUGAUUGUUUUUAUCAUUCAGACAUCGAAUCGAGUCGUCCAUAAUGGCAGGUGAACAAAAACUCUCAACGAUUAGAACAUGCAAAAUAUUUUAUCUGAUGAGAGUGGAAAGGGCGCUAAACUCUUGCAAAAAAGGCUGAGUUAACGCUCUCAUCUGAUGUUAUACCAGAUUUUGAUACUUUCUAUCAUUCAGACAUCGACUUGUAGUAGUUCAUAAUGGCAGGUGAACCAAAAACUCUCUCAACGAUUAGAACAUGCAAAAUAUUUCAUCUGCCGAGUGUGGAAAGGGCGCUAGCUUUAUGCAAAAUUAGAUGAGUUAAUGCCUUUUUUGGCUCUCAUUGGACUGAUGUGUCAAUGGAUUUUGGACGUCUGUAUCAUUUGGACAUCGAAUUGUAGCUGUCCAUGUUGGCUGAUGAACAAACAUUCUCAACGAGUAGAAAAUUAAGAUUAUUUUAAUUUACUGAGAUCCAGAACAACAUGAAGUAAUUCGUCAUCAUUAUUAUGAAUCAACAAAUCUGUACAUUGAUAUAUAUAUAUUUUACGGAUUUGUCGGCUCAUAAAACCGCUGACAAAAUUUAAAAGUCAUUCUGGCUACUCAGUAAUGGGUUUUGAGAUAUGUUGGUGUUUGUAUCAUAAUCAUUCAGAUAGUGAACUUACUUGGACAGGAAAGGGAUUAGAUGAACUAUUUUCAGUAUCACAUGUUCGUGUAGACUAGUAAUGUCAAUGCUGUUCGCACCUUUUAACAUUUUGAUUCAAAGGUUUGAAACAUGCUCAAGUACAAUUUGUCAGAAGUACUAAUUGGUGCAGUAAAUGAAUAUAGUUGAAUUUCAUGUGAAUCUCUAUAUGCCAUGGCCAAACUACUCUGUGCUGUGAAAUCUUAUUCAAGUACUACAUCAAAUAUACAUUGUACAUGGGUUAAAGGAAUGCUUGCAUUGUAAUAUUGAGAAAUAUAUUGGUACAUCUAUUUCCUGCAUGUUGCAUGGUUUUUCUAAAUAUUGAUAGAUAGUGGAGCACGAAGAUGGACGAAUCUGGGCCCCAUUUCACAAAACUUGUCAUCAGUGACAAAUGACAGUUUUUAUUAUAAGCUAGUGAAAUCCUUGCUUCUGAUUGGUCAUCAACAGAUUUGCCACUGAUUUUUGUCAUUUGUCAUUGAAAAAAGGCUUCGUGAAACGGGUCCCUGAGUUGUGUCCCAAAUACCAUGAAUUAUUGAAUUGUGACAUCAAAAUCUCAUUUUAUUUGAUGUUUUGUGUCUGAUUCUAGCUCUAGGAGGGCUAUCAGCUUGAUGCAGUCAUCAGAUACACUGAAAUUUUAGAUGUAGUUGCAGUGACGUAUGGAUGGAAACAAAUUUGCUUUGACUUGAUCAGAACGAGAGAAUCUGUUAAAAUUAUAUACAUGUAUUAUUAGAGAGCAUGGAUCAGGGCCUAUUGCGCAAAACUUAUCAUUGAUGGUAACUUUGCCAUCGAUGGUAACUACCAUGGAAACCUUGAUUUUGAUUGGCUGUUGAGCCCUGUUAUCAUGGUAGUUGCAAUCGAUAGCAAAGUUACCAUCAUCGGUUUUAAAAUGUUAUGCAACGGGGCCCAUCUGUUACCAAAACUUACAAACCAAAUCUAUACAGAAUUGAGCUUCAUGUACAGUAUGUCAUAUGUUUAAUUAAUUCAAACAGAUACGCAAGUGGAAUAUUCAUAUAUUAUCUUUAAGAGUUCUGGUGGGAAUAUUUGUUCAAGAUGUGUCUUAUGUGUAUCACAACUUUGCUGUUCACCAUUUCAAGGAUGAAUUUGAUCUUGGCAUGACUUUGUCAUGUUUAUCAUUCCAUGCAAAUAUUGCUUUCUGGACCUUGCUUGUGGAUUGCAACUUUCAACGGUAGAUGUUACAUUGCCAACCAAUCAGAAUUUGGCUUAUAACAGGUACCAGUAGAAAGCUUUAUUCUGAUUGGCUAUUGGGGAUUGUCAAUGAUAGGUGUAAGAUACAUGUGUUUCAGCCAACCAAUCAGGAUUGGGCUUGUAACAAGCUACAUCGAAGAGCUUGAUUCUGACUGGCUGCUCGAUGAUUCCGAGUGAAUGAUGUAAAAUACUCAGCCGACCAACCAGGCUGUGGCUUGUAACAGUGACAGCAAAAAGCUCAAUUCUGAUUAGCUGCUGAGCAAUGAAGCUUUAGGCAAGCGAUCCCUUUCCAAACUCUUUCAUGGCCUCGAAGUCAUUUAUUCAUGCAUUUCCCUACUCUUAACUAGUCAGAGGAGUUCUUUAGACUGAAAUUUUAUCUCAAGAUAGUGUCAUUGAUGUGUUUUUAUAUCAUAUUAAGAGCCAGAGGAGCAUAGCAAAACAUUUCUUUCUGUUGAAAGCCAGAAUGGAUCCAGCUCUAUAUAAAAUGUGAGUUAACAUCCUUCUGGCUCUCAGGAAAUAAGGCAUUUGGAGAAUAAUUUUUUUGGCUGAACAGUUAAUGAUAAAUGAUUAAAAACACUCUAGCUACAUCUAUGCAGAUUGCAUUCAAUUAUAAUUCUACUUAAAACUAGUCAGAAAUAUACCAUUCUUUUGAUAGGCUUCAUAAACUGAAGUGCUGUAGAUACAGCUAUAUACUUAACAAUUAUCUUUAAUACGUGUACUCAUAUACAUGUAAUGUAUGUGUGCAUGAGAAUUAGGAAAACAUGCAGAUCAAACAAAACUUUUGCUUGAAUACUUCUUUGCUGCAUAGAUUCUGCAAGUUCUCAGCACAUAAGCAGUUGCAGGCUGAAUUCAGAAUCUUCUUUUAAAAGUACUAUUUACAAAACUAAUAUUCAAUCAUUCCUUAACUCAACUUUCUUGACUUCAUUUUGCCACUAAUAAUCUUUCAACUCUAUUUAUUCAUUACUAGUCUUUACUGCGAUCUUACUUGAUCAUUUAUUUGCAUUAAAAUGCAUGUGGUGAAAAUAUGACGGUCCUUAUGACUCCUUAACAAUUUAGUUUCAUGUUUUAAUCACAAGCAUGGUCUUUCUGGACUCACUAGAGCCACAACGGUGUUAACUCUGUGUUAAACAACAUUGCUUAAUGCCGUUGGUUCAAAUAGAUCCUAUGUAAAUCUACUAUCUUCUGCUUUGUAUACAGUACUCUAUUGGACAUCAAAAUGUUCAACUUAUCUUUUAAUGCUCUAUCACUUCUUUCAUUAUGUCUCAAGAUGAAGGUUUGAAAAUGUGAAUAUAGUUAUUCAAAAUUAUUAAUUAAACAUAUGUGAUAUAUGUAAAUAUAUAUUGGAUUGCCUGACAAUAAAUAAAUGGCUGAAUGGGA
This is a messenger RNA of Strongylocentrotus purpuratus (purple sea urchin), 6901 nucleotides long. RefSeq names its product kelch-like protein 38. Gene Ontology annotation, molecular function: protein binding. The coding region runs from base 446 to 3022 and encodes 858 amino acids. The record is from RefSeq and is a predicted model, not a curated record. The transcript is spliced from 5 exons. Lineage: Eukaryota; Metazoa; Echinodermata; Echinoidea; Camarodonta; Strongylocentrotidae.